Mesocestoides corti is the source of this 282-nucleotide messenger RNA. Lineage: Eukaryota; Metazoa; Platyhelminthes; Cestoda; Cyclophyllidea; Mesocestoididae. The record is from the annotation of a GenBank genome assembly.
AUGGAACUUCAAGGCCAGACACGCUGCGGGUGUCACAUCCGGAAACUCAAUUGCCCGAAGCAAGUCGAAUUUGCAAAGAUACGCAGUCGCCACUUCCACACAUCAGCUGACAUUCGUCUCGCCACUGAUUAUGAUCCAGACAUAGAGCGACGGUGGCAGAGCAAGUCGCGGUGGAUAGUGUCGCGAAUGCGUCAUUCGUCGCGCGAUGGUUUCAUCGCCAAAUCGUUGACAAUGCCUGUUCUUUCUACAGUGAUAGAAGAAAGCACCACAGCAAGCCCAUGA